CACGAAAGAGGUAGCUGGAAUCUUCACAGUUCACUUGUGAGUCAAGUGCGACGGACAGGUUCGGACCCUCGUCUAGGCCCCCGCCAAAAAGCCAGGAACAUCCCCGGCUCGUGGUGGACAAUUCUCACUGCCUGGCGGCUACGUAAGACAGCCCAACGCAUCUUCACCCAGUAUUCGUGAGGUACACGUUAUGCGCCAACGUCAACACCACUCACACGAGGCUAAGCCGAGCAGUGCAACAAGAGUACGGCGACGAAUAAAGACGGCGCAGACUUUUACUUGUCUCCAAUCUCCGAGGCCUGGGCGCUUCGUCAACCAAGCAUAUAUCCCCAACAGUCCGGAACCGCCACCGCCAGAGGCGCAACCUGGGGUGUUUAGGUGUUUGAAGACGAAAACGAGACGCCUGACGACGCCGAGCCAUCUCGGACAAGACGAAAGCUGCCCCGCCGUUCCCAAGAAGCUCCUCCUUAGGCCCUCUGUCUAAAUUACCGACAGUCCCUCAUCUCGCCAGGUCCCCCAGCAUUAUGACCUCACAGGAACACGAGUCUGGUACAUUCCUUUACAAGCAAUAGCCAGAGAGAAAGAAAAAAGAAAGAGGGAAACAACGAUAUUGUUGCCGCCUUUGCAGGACAAUUUGUUGCCAGCUUCCGUACUACCACACCAACGUCCUUCAGUCAAUCUGCAUCUCAUCUUGAACAGGCACCAAAACUUAAGGCCGGCCGCAGACCAGCAACCCACUCGACCACAGCCAGCGCCAUCAGCGUCGCCGAGAGCAACUACCCGACCACGGCGGGCAUCCUUCCCCAUCAACCAGCAGUCAGCGGCACCACAAACCGGGUCUCCUCUCCGUCCACCAGCAACCGAGCACACGUAAGGUGCAUACACUACCUACUCUCGUCGGGUACCUGACCUGGCCUGACUUACUACCGAUUAAGGUACCUUAGGUUGACAGAGGAAGUACGUACUCACGAUUGAGCUUGGGUGCACUGACUCUCGACUGCCCCCGACUGAGCUGCCACCAUUCUGGGCUCCUUCAAUCGUCGCUGCCCGCCCCCACCCCGCACUCCGCCCGCCACGGCAAGACAGACAGCAACCAGCAACCUGCCCAGCGACCUGACCGGAGAGCUGCAUCCGUCCACCUCCAGCCCGUCGCUUUUUCUUCCCAAGGCCACCUCUGAAGAGGCCCCGUAUGCCACCCAAUCAUCAAGACAUUUGAACGAGGCUGCCCAUCACAGCAAACCACCCCUCCGACUGCGAUUCACUGUCCCCCCGCGACAUCCCCGCGAUUCCCCCGGGCCGAAACCUCGUCUCCGGAGCUGGCCUCGUCGCCCUCUUUCAAAAUGACGCAGUCGCCCAUGAUCUCCUCGCCUCUCAAGGCCACAAACGAAAUCGACUGGGUUACCCCGCUGAAGGACUACAUCAGAGAUACAUACGGCGAUGAUCCUGAACGCUAUGCCGAGGAGUGCGCCACCCUCAAUCGUCUGCGACAGGACGUGAGGGGCGCCGGCAAGGACAGCACCUCAGGUCGCGAUAUGCUCUACAGAUACUACGGCCAGCUCGAGCUUCUCGACUUGCGCUUUCCUGUCGAUGAGCAACACAUCAAGAUCUCCUUCACCUGGUUCGAUGCCUUUACACAUAAAUCGACGGCCCAAUAUUCGCUCGCCUUCGAAAAGGCUUCCAUAAUAUUCAACAUCUCCGCCGUCCUAUCAUGUCACGCUGCCCACCAAACAAGAUCCGAGGAGUCAGGCCUCAAGGCCGCGUACCACUCCUUCCAAGCCUCCGCCGGCAUGUUCACUUACAUCAACGAGAACUUUCUCCACGCACCUUCGUCCGACCUUAGCCGCGAAACUGUCAAGACUCUCAUUUCAAUCAUGUUGGCACAGGCUCAAGAGGUUUUCCUAGAGAAACAAGUGGCGGAUCAGAAGAAGGUGGCCUUGCUGGCCAAGCUCUCCAGCCAAGCAGCGUACUUGUACGGGCAGGCUGUUGAAGGUGUCCAGGACAAUUUUAACAGAGCCAUCUUCGAGAAAGUCUGGCUUCUCAUGGUUCAGGUCAAAUUCAAUCUCCUGAGCUCCAUGUCGCAAUACUACCAGGCCCUCGCCGAUGACGAAGCUGGUCAGCAUGGAACUGCUGUCGCGAGACUUCAAGCUGCAGAAACCCAGGGCAAGGAGGCAAGCCGCAUCGCCGCCAAUUUCCCAAGCUCAGUACCCCCGAGCUCGAACCUCGGCGCCGAGACUGGUGGGCUUUUGGUCGAGUUUAGUAAACGGCAUCUGUCGACCGUCCAGGACAAACUCAAAGAAUUCAGCAAGGAUAACGAUUUCAUCUACCAUCAAACCGUACCCGCGGAGGCCAGCCUUGCACCCGUCCCGAAGCUUCCUGCGUCAAAACCAAUCCCUGUCAGCGAGCUCUAUGCCGGCCAAGAUAUCCAGCGCAUUACCGGACCCGACCUUUUCUCCAAGAUUGUGCCCCUGGCUGUGACGGAAUCGGCCAGUCUUUACGAUGAGGAAAAGGCCAAGUUGAUCAGAGCUGAGACGGAACGAGUGGACACGGCGAACAGUGAAAUGGCAGCAAGUCUGGACUACUUGAGACUUCCCGGCGCUUUGCAGGUUCUGAAAGGUGGUUUCGAUCAAGAAAUCAUGCCGGAUGAAGAGUUCAGGACUUGGUGUGAGGAUGUUGCGGGGCAUGAAGAUCCCGCCGCCAUUUUCGAUAUCUUGAGAUCCGACAAGGAUAUCAUUGUGAACACACUGGAUAAGAACACGAAACAACUGGAUAUGGAAGAAAGUGUGUGCGAGAAGAUGCGAUCCAAAUACGAAAACGAAUGGACCCAGCAACCGAGUUCGAGAUUAACAUCAACUCUGCGAAGCGAUAUCAGGAACUACCGAGAAGCGUUGGAAGAGGCAGCGAGAAGCGACAAUCAAUUGGCGGCAAAAUUACGGCAAAAUGAAGUCGAAUUCGAGGAGAUGAGGGCGGCAGCCUCCCACGGAAGUAUCGAGUCCCUGUUUCAACAUGCCGUCAGCAAGGUGCGCGGAAAAUCGAGCAAUGUUACGAGUCCUUUGGGCAACGAGCCAAACCUGCUGGAUGUCGACUUUGACGAAGGGGGCCCGAGUGUCGUUGACCAAAUUCACAAAGUGGAAGAGAUUAUGAAGAAGUUGAACCUGAUCAAAAGAGAACGCAACCAAGUGUUGAAAGACCUCAAGGAAAAGGUUCACAACGACGACAUCUCGGAAAUUCUGAUUUUGAACAAAAAGUCAAUAACCAAUUACGAGAACCAACUCUUCCAGUCAGAGUUGGAAAAGUUCCGGCCAUACCAGAACAGAUUGCUACAGGCAAAUCACAAGCAGUCCGCCUUGAUGAAGGACUUGACAACCAGCUUCAACACACUGCUGCAGGACAAGCGGGUCCGUUCGGAGCAGAGCAAGUACGAGACAGUGCAACGCCAAAGGACAUCGGUCAUGAACAAGUACAAGCGGGCGUAUCAGGAGUUCCUCGAUCUAGAGGCUGGUCUUCAAGGUGCCAAGACUUGGUAUGCCGAGAUGAAGGAGACCGUACAAAGCCUUGAGAAGAACGUCGAUACGUUCGUCAACAACAGGCGGUCUGAGGGGGCUCAGCUUCUCAACAGCAUUGAGCAGGAGCGAUCAACCCGUAAAGACGCACAUGCUGAGCUGGAGCGCGAGCGUCUGAGGGGUUUGAUGGAGCGUAUGUCCAUGGAGCCUCCUGCGCCGUCACCCAAGCCUGCCUCGAACCGGCCAACGCCGUCGCCUUUGAACUUCGCCAACAACUCGACUCCGCGAUACCCCCAGACCAACUUUUCGGGUCAAUACCAAGUCCCUCAGUCUCCGCCUCCGAACCAGCAGCAGUACCCGAGCUUCGCCGCCCCUCCCACCUCGCAGUCUUACACGCCUCAGCCGGCGAAUACAUACGGCCAGCCAGCAUACAAUCCGAGUCAGUACGGCCGCACUCCCGGCCCAACAUCACCGCCUCCCCACCAGUCCACUUUCGGCCCAACUGUCUUGCGAGGCCCGGCUUCGCCCCCGCCAACGCAGACCUCAUUCAAUCAGAACCAGCAGUACGGCAGUUUCCCUAACCCACAGCAACAACAGCAACAAAUGCCUGCCGGGUUCGUUCCGCCGCCUCCGCCUCCUGGUCCUCCACCAUUGGGCCCUCAGCAGACUUUCUACGGCCAGCAAGAUUACCAACAGCAGCAGCAGCAACAACAAAACUAUCCGCAGCAAAACCCACAAAGUGCCUACCCUUCUAGUGCGCACCCAAGGUCAGCUCAACCUCAACAGAACAGUGAUCCUUGGGCGGGAUUGAACAACUGGAAAUAAGAGUGGCUGGGAAUGACGAGUCGAAACUUAGAGACGUUGAUAACACUUCAAGUGGUGGUAGCUUUUGCGUGAAGCACGCAACUGAGAGUUAGGUAGCUGCUUAACAUCUAAGGCGAGUGAGUGUUGGUUGCAGGCAGGAUGGUACCACAAAAUCAAUGGUUCGAAUAGGCCUAGGGCGUGAUGAGGCUUGCCAGUAGGCACAACAGACUAGCAAGACAUCUUGAGAGGGGAAAAGCCGAAUGACAGUGGUGAGCGGCUUAUACAUAGACCAAACAACCAACC
Colletotrichum scovillei is the source of this 4607-nucleotide messenger RNA. Its product is annotated as BRO1-like domain-containing protein. Gene Ontology annotation, biological process: protein transport to vacuole involved in ubiquitin-dependent protein catabolic process via the multivesicular body sorting pathway. Gene Ontology annotation, molecular function: protein binding. The record is from RefSeq and is a predicted model, not a curated record. Gene Ontology annotation, cellular component: endosome. The coding region runs from base 1341 to 4325 and encodes 994 amino acids. The transcript is spliced from 4 exons. Lineage: Eukaryota; Fungi; Ascomycota; Sordariomycetes; Glomerellales; Glomerellaceae.